Messenger RNA from Caenorhabditis angaria, 5807 nucleotides. The record is from the annotation of a GenBank genome assembly. Lineage: Eukaryota; Metazoa; Nematoda; Chromadorea; Rhabditida; Rhabditidae.
AUGGAGUUUGACGAAAUCGUCGAAGUCCACGAUCGUGGAAAAUCAGUGGAUGUUCGAACGAACAGCUCAUUCGAACAAUUGAUGAUCUCCGCAAAAACUCUAGAACGCCUAAAUGCGCAUGGUUUUAAAACACCAUCGCCUGUUCAAGAAAAAGCGAUUCCAAUUGGUUUGAUGGGUCGAGAUAUGCUAGUUCAGGCAAAAUCGGGGACCGGAAAAACGCUAGUAUUUUCUGUUUUGGCUGUGGAAAAUGUGGAUACCAAGCAAAAGUACGUGCAGAAGUUGAUCGUUGCUCCAACACGGGAAAUAGCCACACAAAUAAAAGAGACUGUCAAAAAAAUUGCCCCCGCUAUGGCGAAAAUCGCGUAAGUUUUUAAUUUUCUAAUCCCUAUUAUUUGGCAAAUUCCUUAUUUGUAGAGUUUUUGUUGGUGGAAUGCCACUUCGAGAUGAUAUUUACACAUUGAAAAAGAAUACACCACACAUUGUAAUUGGAACAACUGGACGAAUUUGUCAAUUGAUCAAUAAAAAAGAGUUGAAUUUAUCGGCUGUUGAUUAUUUUGCAUUGGAUGAGGCGGAUAAGUUGAUGGAUGAGUGCUUUCAGAAAGAUAUUCAGUGAGUUUUCCACGAGAAGCUGAUUUAUAUCGAUAAAAACCGAAUUUAGCCUAAUUUUUUAUCAAUAAAUGUUUGCAGCUUCAUAAUCUCUUGCCUUCCGCCAGUCCGCCAAGUCACCGUUUUCUCUGCAACUUAUCCGAGAAGUCUAGAUGUUCUACUUUCCUCAUUUCUUCGAGAUUGUGCAUUGGUUAGAUUUAGCUCGGAAGAUGUUCAACUCGUUGGCAUCAAACAAUACGUCAUAACAAACUGCUCGCCGAUUUUUGACUCGCUGAUUUCGUUGAUGAAAACUGUGCAAUUUAGUCAGGCUCUCGUUUUUUGUGACACUGUUGAGAAGUUAGUUAUUUUAAACCGUUCUUCCACGAUUAUUUUAAUUUAUUUUUAGAUGCGCGCCAGUAUGCAAUUUCCUAUUGGAUAAUGGAUUUCAGGCGACAUUUGUGUCUAGUGCAAUGUCUCAAAAAGAGAGACAAGCAGCUAUUGAUCAGUUGAGAAAUUAUUCUGUGAAGAUUUUGGUUUCUUCGGAUUUGGUAAGUUUUUUUAUACAGAGAAUUCUGAUAUUCAAAACUGAAGAAACUUGGUUUUUUUGUCGAGAUAGAAAACAAGAAAAAAUUAAAUAUAUGUGAAUUCUUAGAAAAAAAGUAAAAUUGCAGACAUCUCGUGGAAUCGACGCUGAUCGUGUAAAUCUUGUCGUCAACAUCGACACUGCAAUAAAUCCGGAAACAUAUUUCCAUCGAAUCGGAAGAGCCGCCAGAUUCGGUGGACAAGGAGCAGCAAUUACUUUGCUAGAAAAUGAACAAAGCGAGAAAUGUUUCACCGCAAUGGCUUGUAGAGGCAAAAUAAAAGUGAAAAGAGUAAAAUCGAUCGAUAGUUUACCCCACGAUUUACCCGUGAAUCAAAAUUUCUUCGAAAAAUGCCCAUUUUUCGUGAAAUUUGAAAAGAAAGUGGGAAAAUCGAAUGAGUUUUUGGAUAAAGUUCCGGAGCGGGAAGAAGCUGUUAGGAAAUUAUUGGAGGAGCGGGAAGUGGCUGGAAUUGUGCAGAAUUAUAAGUAUUCUAGAGAAGAAAUGGUGAAAUUGAGAGAAGUUGCUGAAAAUAAGGAAAUGGAGGAUUAUAGAAAAGUGGGUAUUUUUGAAGUUUUCAAUUUUUUUUUUGAAAAAAUUUCGAUUACUCUAAUUUUACAGAAAGAACAAGAAGAAGAAGAGAAAGAAAAUGCGAAAAAAGAUCCACCAAAACCAUUUUCCACACAAUUAGACGAGCUCAAAAAUGCACUAUCUGAGCCUGAAAAAAAACCAGAAAAGGCAGAGCCUGAACCAAAACCGAAAGCAAAAUUCAAAUUUGUGCCAACUCGUCAAAAAGCCAAACAAAAGUUUUAUAUGCGCGGAGAAUUGAUGAGUAUUAGAGAUGCUGUUACGGUUGAAGAAUGGAGAAGUUAUGCGAAAUUGAAGUAUAAUUUGGAAGAGGAACCAUUUAUUGGAGAUAAAAUUCUAGAAAAAUUGAAGAAAGAACUUGAAAAUGAGCCUGAAAACUUGGAAAAUAAAUCAGGAACUUUGGAGAUAAUUGAGGAAAAAUUGGCCCGAAAAAUCCAUAAAAAUGAGUAUAAAAUCAAGGAAAAGUUGGACAAUGAAGUGCUCCAAAAUGAGCCCACAACCUCCGAACAAUCGGAAAAUCAAAAUCUGGAGAAAGGGCUACAAAAUGAACCUGAAACCACCCAAAAACCCCAGAAUAAUAUUUUAAAAUACAACAAAAAACAAAUGAUCGGAAUUCAAACGAAAAUUCCAAAAAAUGUGUGGCUGGAUUAUGUGAAAUCGAAAUGGAACACAAAAGAAGAACCAUUUGAACUGGAUCAAAAUAUGAGAUGUCCAUUUGAAGAACGAUUGAGAAGAAUUCGAGCAAAAGAAAAAGCGGAAAGAAAAAAAGUGAUUGAAGAUCGGAAAAAAGAAAGGGAAUCGAGAGAAGGAUUGGUGGCGAGUGGAAGGACUUCGCAGCAUAUUCAGGUAAUUUUUUUUUGAAUGAGAAGUUUGGUAAUUUAAAUAGAACCCGAAAGAAAAAUCCAACCUUAUUAGUGUAAAAUUGAAAUUUAUAAAAUGACUUCCAAAAUCACAUAAAAAGUUCACGCUUGAAAAAUUUUAAAUCCAAUUUUUUUUCAUUUUUGAAUAUAUUAUUUUCAGAUCGCCGAAACAAAUUAUGAAGAUUAUGCUGCUAGGCUACAAAAAGAAUUCGAAGAAUUUUCGAGAAAAUUCGAAAAUGGCGAGGAAAUUAGGAAUAAUGUAGGACCGGUGGUGAGUUUAUCAGCUUUUUUUUGAGAAAACUAUAUGUUUGGCUGGAAACUCCAAAAAUUCACUGAAAAUGAUGAAAUUCACGAUUUUCAGACAAUUUACACUUUUCAAUUUUCAGGUUCCAAUUCGAGAUCCACCAAAUGUCUGGAAAUAUCGUGUACAUAUUUAUAAGGAAAAAUUGGAUGAUUUAGAAGCUGAUUGGAAUUAUGAUUUGGCUAGAAAAAUGAAGAAAAUCGAGGAAAUUGAAGUUCAGACUGAAAUGGAAAAUCCUGCUGAAAAUCUGAAAGUAGAAGUUGAAAAAUCUGAAAUUGAAACCCAGACUGAAAUAGAAGAAGUUGAAGAAAAAUUGGAAAAUUUGAAGAUUUGUGAAGUUGAAGAAAAGGCUGAGAAUUCAGAGGAUUCUGAAGAGAUUUCGGAUUCAGAAUCGGAAUCGGAAGAAUCUGAAAUUGCAGAACUCGAUUUCGAAAAUUUGGCCGAAAUAUAUCGAAAAAAUGUGGAUUUUAGUGUUGUUUUCGAUUCGUAUCUAAAAAUGAUGAAUAGGGGAAAUUAUUGAUUGAUCUUAUGUGAUAUUUGAAAUUUUUCAGAUAAUUUAUGAUCUCAAGAAUACGUUUUUCACCGGUUUUUUGUAUAUUUUUUUGUUAUUGCAUGUUGUUAAUUAAUUAAAAAAUCGAUUUUUUUUUGAAAGAAAUGUCUCUUUGAAAAUUAUGUGUUUUGUGAAAACACUGAAAUAUUUUUAUUUUUAAAUCACUUGAUUGAAAAAAAAAAUUGUUAUUUAAAUUAUCCGUUUUAGGAAAGUAAUGCCGCCAGCAAAUGCGAAAAAAGGAGGAAAGAAGGGAGGAGCGAAAGGUAAGCAAUUUUAUCAUGAAAAACUUGAUAAUCUCUGAAAUUUAGAGUUUAAAAAAUGACAACAGAUUAAAGAAAUGAGUUUUGAUUCAUUUGAAUGUUGACAAAAUGUUUAAUUUCACAGACCGAUUAUUUGACGAAAAUUGUUUUUUUUCAUUACAGUAACUCAAGUUCCUUUGUCAAAAAUAUUAUAAACCUCCCUAUUUUUCCAGCCGCCGCCCCAGAAGAAGAUUUCGAUGCGAUUUUGGCCGAAUUAGCUGUGGCCGACAAGAAAACUGCUGAAAAAGAGGCCGCAAAUAAGAAGAAAAAUGUUAAAAAAGGUGAGAAAAUUAUAAGAAACAGAUGGCUCAAGUGGGAAAAUGUUGAUUUUGAAGUGAAAUGUCGGGGGAUCGGAGCCGUGAUGAUGCGAAGAAGCUUUGAGAGAAAGAUUUCUUGAUGAAGUUUGAAAAUAGCGAAAAUUCUGAGCUCUUUAAGAAUUUGAAAUUUUGGGAAGUGUUACAAAAGGCCUGAAAAUUACUAUAAAAAUAAUACAAUUUCCAAAAAACAGGAUUUUCUAAUUGCCACGUCAUAACCAAUUUUUUACAGGAGGCUCGACCAGUCAAGUCACCGAAACCGAAACAAUCGAAGCUCAAAAAAACGCAUGGCAAGAUGAAAUCAAUGCAAUGAAACCAAUCGAUGAACAAUUCCCAAAUGGAAUUUAUCCGCACGGAAAAGAAGAAACACCAUAUUAUUUGAAAGGAAAAGACGGAAGAGUUGCAACAGAUCGAGAAAGUAAUGAGGAAAAGAAAGCAUUGGAUGCAAGUUAUGAAGAAACUUGGCAAGAUUAUCGAAGAUCUGCUGAAGCUCAUCGACAAGUUCGAGAUUAUGUUAAAUCAUGGAUAAAACCUGGAAUGACUAUGAUUGAAAUUUGCGAGAGAUUGGAGGCUACAUCGAGAAGAUUGAUCAAGGAAAAUGGAUUGGAAGCGGGUUUGGCUUUUCCAACUGGUUGCUCUUUGAAUCAUUGUGCUGCUCAUUAUACACCAAAUGCUGGAGAUACUACUGUACUUCAAUAUGGUGAUGUUUGCAAGGUAUGGAAAUUUGGGAGAUAGAUUUGGAAUCCAAAUAUUAUAAACAAUUAAAAUGUCCAGAUCGAUUACGGAAUCCACGUUCGCGGUCGUCUUAUCGAUUCCGCUUUCACCGUCCAUUUCGACCCAAAAUUCGAUCCAUUAGUUGAAGCUGUAAAAGAAGCAACAAAUGCUGGAAUUCGUGAAUCUGGAAUUGAUGUUCGUCUUUGUGAUGUUGGAGAAGUUGUUGAAGAAGUUAUGACAUCUCAUGAAGUUGAAUUGGAUGGAAAAACUUAUGUUGUUAAACCGAUUCGUAAUUUGAAUGGACAUUCGAUUGCACAAUAUAGGUGAGUCGGGAAGAUUUAGUUUUUGGGUGGGAAAAAAGAAGAUGUAAAAAAAAGAAAAUAAAAAACCUUUCGUGCUGAAAACAAUUCAAUUUUUUCUCCAGAAUCCACGCUGGAAAAACAGUUCCAAUUGUCAAAGGCGGAGAACAAACAAAAAUGGAAGAAAACGAAAUUUAUGCGAUCGAAACUUUCGGAUCAACUGGAAAAGGAUAUGUUCAUGAUGAUAUGGAAACAUCGCAUUAUAUGAAGAACUUUGAUUUGGCCGAUGAGAAAAUUCCACUUCGUUUGAAUAAAUCGAAAGGAUUGUUGAAUUUGAUCGAUAAGAACUUCAGUACUCUCGCUUUUUGUCGUCGUUGGAUUGAUCGACUUGGAGAGACCAAAUAUUUGAUGUCGUUGAAAGAUUUGUGUGAUAAGGUGAGUGUUUUGGAGAUUUUUGAAGGAAAAUUUGGUAGAAUUUGUGCGAAGUUUGAUGUUUCUAUGAAAAUGUUAUGUUUAGAACAAUUUGAAAAGUUCAUAGUUUUUUGGUCAGAAUUUUUUUCGGCUCGAAAAUUCUCACCAAAAUUCAAAUAUUCUAGGGAAUCGUCGAUCCAUAUCCACCACUUUGUGAUGUCAAAGGUUGUUACACUGCUCAAUGGGAACAUACAAUUCUCAUGCGUCCAACAAUGAAAGAAAUCGUCUCUCGUGGAGACGAUUAUUAA